GAGAAGUGGUGGGAGCUAUGGCUGGGGAGGUGGGGAACAAGGGGCCAGUCUACCCAAAGGCUCACCAGAAAGGCAAAAUGCCCUCUCCUUCCACUAUGGGCCUCCUGUUUCCUCCAUCCCAAUCUUGGGAGACCCCAGAGUUUGAGCUUCAGAAACUCUGGAGGUGAAAGGUUUGGCCUCAAGAUCCGGCUCUGCUAUUUACUAGCUGUGUGACCUUGGGCAGACCAUGUACGCUUUGCAAGCCUCAGUUGGGCCAUCUGUAAAAUGGUGAUAAGAACACCACCUGAUUCACAUAGCUGUUGGGAGGACUGAAGGAGAUAACACCCAUAAAGCAUUUAGCCUGCCUAGCACACUGUCGUGGCCCAAUAAAUGGGAGGCGUCUUGUUGUUUUCUGUGCAGACUUUGCUACCAAUGUCACUGCUGAACUCUGGCUGGCCCCACCGAGGGGAGAGGCUGACCCCUCCGGAGCCAAAUCCACCAGUCAACUCAGACAGCAACCCAGGUCACGGGCCAGAGGAGGACCCUGAGGAAACCUCUGCUCAGGUGGAUCCUGAAGUCCUGAGCUUGGGGAACCCUGGCCUGGACACCAACCAAGCCCCCAGCUGGCCUGGACUCCGGACCCUCCUGCAGCAGCUCCCUCCGCAGGACAGCGAUGAGCGCUACUGCCUGGCCCUUGGGGAGGAGGAGCUGGCUGAGCUGCGGCUCUUCUGUGCCCAGCGGAGGCGGGAGGCCCUGGGACAGGGGGUGGCCCGCCUAGUACCUCCCAAGCUUGAAGAAUGCACCUGUGAAAAGUGCAGGGAGCAGCUGAGGCCAGGGGAGUACGGAGUGUUCGCAGCUCGGGCAGGAGAGCAGCGCUGCUGGCACCGGGCUUGCUUUGCCUGCCAGGCCUGUGGCCAGGCCCUGAUAAACCUCAUCUACUUCUACCACGAUGGGCGUCUCUACUGCGGCCGUCAUCACGCAGAGCUGCUGCGGCCGCGCUGCCCGGCUUGUGACCAGCUGAUCUUCUCCCGCCGCUGCACCGAGGCCGAGGGACGGCGCUGGCACGAGAACCACUUCUGCUGCCAGGACUGCGCCGGGCCCUUGGGCGGGGGACGUUAUGCCCUGCCGGGCGGCGGCCCCUGCUGCCCCAGCUGCUUUGAGAGACGCUAUUCGGAUGCCGGCUCGAGUCCGGCCCCGACAGUGGAAGGCAGGGCGUCCCCGGGGGAGGCGGAGCUCGGCGGAAUUGAAGACGGGCACCGCGCCCCGCGGAAUGCCGCGAUCAUCUCCCGGGCAGCCAUUCUCUCUACUGCCGCCAGCUCCAGUCUGGAAACCCAGAGGGGGACGCUUGGAUCCAGCCCGGAGCAGGAGUGUAGAGCUGGGGACCAGGCGGAGACACCCAAAGGGCAAGAGCAGGGCUGCCCAGAGACUCCCCUUGAUCCCAAGGAGGACGCUUCCUGCGCCACCUGCUCCUCUUCCUCUGAAUCGGAACCCGAAGGCUUUUUCUUAGGCCAGCGCCUUCCCCGGCCCUGGGAGACCCCCGGCAAUCUCCAAGCUGGGGACAGCGACACCUCCAGGAAGCAUUGCACCAUUUGCUAGUGGCGCGGCCCGGAAAAAGGGUGGCGGGGGAGGUGAUCUGUAAGGUGAGAGAGCAAAGCUGUCCUCCCCCUAUAAAAAUCCUAGACUGAUCGCCAUCAGGGCCAUGGCUGGGAGAGGCGGCGAAAUGACAAAUUUGGAGUGCUUCCUUUUAGCCCGCACAUUCUAUGACUUUUCACGGAGACUCUUGGGGAGCCCCAUUCCUCAGAGCUA
This is a messenger RNA of Balaenoptera musculus (blue whale), 1785 nucleotides long. RefSeq names its product prickle planar cell polarity protein 4 (gene PRICKLE4). Gene Ontology annotation, molecular function: zinc ion binding. Lineage: Eukaryota; Metazoa; Chordata; Mammalia; Artiodactyla; Balaenopteridae. The coding region runs from base 370 to 1575 and encodes 401 amino acids. The record is from RefSeq and is a predicted model, not a curated record. The transcript is spliced from 6 exons.